AUGGACGAAAAGACAGGUAUGCAGUUUGUUGUAAAAGUUGAAGACGAAGCUACAAAAAACCACAAGCAAAACGAACAUGACAUUGUAACUGGCUAUAUGCCUGCUAUAAACGAUGACAAGUACUGCCCAGUAAAAAACUUUAUUAAAUACACUCAAGCCCUGACCCAGACUCUGAAAAGUUGUGGCAGACCCCUAAAUACAAUGUAUUUUCCACUAUUGGCCAAGAGAUAUGGUAUGGCCCAAGAAAUGUUGGCCACAACAAACUGGACAGGUUCAUGUCUAACCUUGCAAAAAACUGUACAUUGAAAGACAAAGGCUACACUAACCACAGCCUUCGAGCAUCUGGACUAACAACCUUGAAACGCAACGACUAUAAUGAUAAGCAAAUCAUGUCCGUUACCGGGCCACAGAAGCAGUGCAAGUUUGAACAUAUAUCAGAAAGUUGCAUCAGAUGAAAAACUUAGAAUGGGUUUAACACUUGGCUAUGCACUUACUGGAGAUCCUAGCUGUCUGACGAAAGAAAACGAGGUAGCCUAGCUGUGUUUACCAGCAGCAUCCUCGUGACAACCACCCCAAACAAUCAUCCAAUGCAACCCACCUUUCUUUCCGUACCACUAACACUGGAAACCAAAUUGUGCCUCUUCACAAGCGACAAGCUCCCCGUUUCACAGAAACUGCAACAAUUACCAAACGACCAUGUCUGCACAAUAUCCAGAUAGCAAACUCUUCAAGUUCUAUAACAGCAAAGCCUCGAGCAAAGCAGUCUUCAACAUAUGAUGACUCAAUGUUCGAAGAAAACAAUGCAGUUAGCGAUGCAGAGUUGCUGAAAGCAGUAAAUGAGUACGAAGAAGCUACAAUAUCAGAGAAUGUUCAAUUCAUGCAGUCAUCUCAGACGGACUCAAACAAAAUACAGUGCAUUUCCAGGCAAAUAUUGAAGAAGAUGAGCCCACCUACAUUCAGUACUAAUUGCAAAAUUGAAGGUUGA
This is a messenger RNA of Paramuricea clavata, 985 nucleotides long. The record is from the annotation of a GenBank genome assembly. NCBI's taxonomy places the organism in Eukaryota, Metazoa, Cnidaria, Anthozoa, Malacalcyonacea, Plexauridae.